Messenger RNA from Salvelinus sp. IW2-2015, 1559 nucleotides. NCBI's taxonomy places the organism in Eukaryota, Metazoa, Chordata, Actinopteri, Salmoniformes, Salmonidae. The record is from RefSeq and is a predicted model, not a curated record.
CCUUGGGGGGAGGGGGGAGGGGGGACAAUUGGCUUGUUUGGCGCCCAACGCUUAUCAAUCAGCCAAUUACAACCAUUCCGUUUUGGAAGGGUCUUUUCAGCGCCCGUUUUGGAGGAUGCAGGAUGAGAAGCCAAAAGCAAUGAUUCCGGAUGCCGGCUACAUCUUCUUGGGGUGAAUAGGAGGGUUAUCGAUGCCAUUUGAGCAGCAGUAGAACCGGCUGGUGCGCUCUAGCUGCCUCUCACCGACCGAAAGUAGCCAUUAUGCAUGUUCCAAAACUAAGACAUAUAGAAGAGCAAAUGGUUAUUUGAUUUCUGAAUCAACAUCAACUGUUUUGGAAGAAAAUCUGAAUCAUAAAAGAAAGGAAAUCGUCUGACCGAAUAAAAAAAAAUUAAGACUGAGGAGUUCGGAUUUAGGGGCGACAGAGAAGUGGACAACGAUUAUAUAUUUUUCCGGCAGACUAUUGUAGCUUGCUGGUAGGAUAUGACAACGACAUAAUUGGUUAAGGUUUACAAUGUGUCAUUUCAUAUUCACAAUUCUUAGUGGUCAGUCCGUGUAUUACAUCAUACUCAGCCCUAACUUCUAGCUUGAUAAAAUAAAAUCCCGUCUGAAAUCUGAUUUAGCCGUAUUGUAGGCUAUCUAGGCCUAAAGAACAAUUUGGCCACAUCAUGGUUAUUGCAAUGCGGCAUGGAGCCCAUCUAAUAUGGGUAUGCCUUCUCGUCUGCUGUAUGGUAGACAUAGGGGCCCCUAUGGAGUUUACAGGUGCAGAGGGCCAGUGGGCCAGGUUUCCAAUGUGGAAUGCAUGUUGCGAGAGUGAAAUGAGCUUCAACAUGAAAACCAAGAGUUCCCACGGGCUGUUAGUGUACUUCGAUGACGAGGGAUUCUGUGACUUUUUAGAACUCCUAAUACACAARGGUAAACUCAGUCUUCGAUUCUCCAUCUUCUGCGCUGAGCCUGCAACGGUUCUAACCAACACCACGGUGAACGACAGCCAGUGGCACACGGUGACAAUAAAGAGAAACUUUAAAAACACGACGCUAAUGGUGGACAAAGAAGUGAAAUGGGCCGAAGUGAAGUCGAAAAGAAAGGAUAUGACUGUCUUCAGCUACCUUUUCCUUGGGGGAAUACCGCCGGAAUUACGCUCUGUGGCUUUACGGUUAACGUUGGCUGCUGUCAAGGACCAAGUGCCUUUUACCGGAUGGAUAACGGACGUAAAGGUCAACAAGACAGAGUCGGCUCUCCUAAACAGCGCGGGGGUCAUUAACGACCUCUGCAGUGCGGCGGCCAACAUGUGUUUAAACGGAGGYGUCUGUAAUGUCAUUAACCACGAACCCAAGUGCGACUGCUCGCAGACUGGAUACCAGGGCAAGGACUGCAGCGACGAAGACAACCGUGUUGAAGGUCUGGCACACUUGAUGAUGGGCGACCAAGCGGGCAAUGGGCUGGGCACCCCAUGGGCUGGGCAGCACCUUAUCCUGGCUGGCUGGGCUGCUGUGCCGCUCUCCUCAGAGGGUAAGUGGACCUCUGAUCUCUUCCCGUUUGCCUCUCCUACCCAGGGCUGA